Molecule: messenger RNA, 2091 nt
Organism: Tuber aestivum (summer truffle)
Lineage: Eukaryota; Fungi; Ascomycota; Pezizomycetes; Pezizales; Tuberaceae
Source: the annotation of a GenBank genome assembly
AUGAGGUAUUAUGACUUUCUUUCUGCCUAUUCAGCGGUGAACCAGGGACACGGUCAUCCGAGGAUUAUUAAAGCACUAAAAGAUCAGGCAGAAGAACUCACCCUGAGCUCCAGGGCAUUUUAUAAUGACAAACUUGGUGAUUUUGAAGAAUUUGUCUGUAACCUCUUUGGUUAUGAUAAAUCUCUGAUUAUGAAUUCAGGUGUGGAGGCAGUUGAAACAGCCAUGAAACUUUGUAGAAAAUGGGCCUAUCAAAUCAAAGGCAUCAGCCCGGAUCAGGCUAAAAUCGUCUUUGCCGAAGGAAAUUUCCACGGCAGAACCAUUUCUGUAAUCUCUGCAUCCAAUGAUGAAAGUGCAAGGAAAGACUUUGGUCCAUUUGUAGGUGGAAUCACCCAUGUUCCUUAUAACGAUGCGGAUGCUUUUGAAGCACUUUUAAAAACAGAUAAAAAUAUAGCAGGCUUCAUCGUGGAACCCAUUCAGGGUGAAGCUGGUGUAGUCGUACCAGACACGGAUUACCUGGCGCGGAUUAAAGCGCUUUGUCAGGCUUACAAUGUGUUAUUCAUUGCGGAUGAAAUUCAAACAGGAAUUGCCCGUACAGGUAGCAUGCUGGCUUCUUACGAAGUCGAUUCAGAAGAGAAAAGCAAUCAGCCAGAUAUUUUGAUCUUAGGAAAGGCAAUUUCAGGUGGCGUAUUGCCUGUUUCAGCAGUACUUGCCAAUGACGAGAUUAUGCUGACCAUUAAACCGGGAGAACAUGGUUCAACCUAUGGAGGAAAUCCUUUGGCUUGUGCCGUGGCGAGAGAAGCGAUACAAGUCGUUAUUGAUGAGAAUCUGGCCGAAAAUGCACAGAAACUCGGGGAAAUAUUCAGGGCAGGACUAGAAAAAAUUGCCACAAAAACGGACCUGAUCCAGUCGGUCAGAGGUAAAGGAUUACUGAAUGCAAUUGUGAUCAACUGCUCAGAAGAAUCUGAUAUGGCCUGGGACAUCUGCAUGAAAUUUAAAGAGAAUGGUCUACUUGCUAAGCCUACUCACGGAAAUAAGAUCCGCUUCGCUCCCCCAUUGGUGAUUACUGAAGCACAAAUUAUCGAAAGUCUGGACAUUAUCGAGCGGUCAUUGUUAAGCGUUGCUUAAUACUUUAUGAAAAGAACGAUAAAUCUGGUAAAAAACAGAUCUGAUAUCGGUGCCGGAACCCGGGGAUCUGAUAUGGGAAUAGAUGCCAUAGAAAUUGCUGCAAUUAACAAGGGCAGCGAGUACUUUAACAAUUUCCGUACGCUGGAUGUCGAGACGCAUAACGAAACGAUCUAUAAUAAAGACAGAAAUACUUUUGCCAUAAGAAUCGAACAUGUGCUGCAGCAAUGUACGCGGUUGGCCAACGCGGUGGAAUAUAGUUUGUCAGCAAACCACUUUCCACUCGUAUUUUCAGGAGACCAUUCCUCGGCGCUGGGCACAAUUAGUGGCAUAAAAACGGCAUACCCGGAUAAAAUGCUAGGCGUGAUUUGGAUAGAUGCUCAUGCCGACCUGCAUUCGCCCUAUACCUCUCCCUCCGGAAAUAUACAUGGUAUGCCUUUAGCUGCAGCUCUGGCCAACGACAAUCUGGAUUGUCAGCAGAACCAAAUUGCGGGAGACACGGUAGGGUUCUGGGAUAAUUUGAAAACCAUCGGCACUGCUCAACCUAAACUGAAACCCGAACACCUGAUCUAUUUUGGUGUCCGGGAUACGGAAGAACAGGAAGACCAACUCAUUCAAAGUUUAGGGAUCAAAAAUUAUAAAGUAGAAGAAGUACGUUUCAGAGGUCUGAAAACCUGUGUAAAAGAAGCAUUAGAAAAGCUGGGCGACUGUGAGAUGAUUUACAUUUCCUUUGAUGUCGACAGUAUGGACUGUGAUCUGAUUUCGCUAGGUACGGGAACCCCGGUUUCCAAAGGAUUUGAUCCGCAGGAGGUCAUUGCCAUUAUUCAGGCCAUCGUUUCUUCAGGAAAGGUCUUGUGUCUUGAAAUUGUGGAGGUGAACCCAUUGCUGGACAACAAAGGAAACAAAAUGGCUGAAACUGCUUUCGAAAUACUGGAACAAGUUACGGAAUCCAUCAGCGCCAGUCUUUAA